Gasterosteus aculeatus aculeatus (three-spined stickleback) is the source of this 2626-nucleotide messenger RNA. Its product is annotated as proteasome assembly chaperone 4. Gene Ontology annotation, biological process: proteasome assembly. The record is from RefSeq and is a predicted model, not a curated record. NCBI's taxonomy places the organism in Eukaryota, Metazoa, Chordata, Actinopteri, Perciformes, Gasterosteidae.
UUCACUUGUGCGUCCUGACGAUCGAUUGCUUUGGGCUGCCGCUCUCGCGUCACCAGGAAGCAGCGGUAGCCCUUUCUGUUUGUAGCUCGCGCCUUCGCUUUAACGUUAACCGUGGCCGGUAGAUGCGCACUUGCACGGGGAUGAGCGACGCACGCAACGGAGAGGCGUCUGCGGCCAUUACGGUGCACAAUUUCUCGGAGAGGAUUUUGGAGCAGGUGAUACACUUCCACGUGAUGAAGCUCAGCGGCGGGUUCUUCCUCUGGGUCGGUUCCAGUCCGGUUCUGUCCAACCUCGCGGUGUCGAUGGGCAGCAGAUACGAUUCGAUGCCAUUAUCUACAUUAGUCAUGGGGGACCCAUCCAAUACCGCUGCUAAUUCUAUGGCACAGAGAUUAGCAAAGAAGACCAAAAAGCAAGUGUUUGUGAGUUACAGUCUUCCGAGGACGGACUCCAACCUCAGUCUUUCGGUGGAGCAGAGGAUCAAGAAGGAGGUGGAGCUUCACCCUGAACACUUUUGAUCACAUUCGAUUAUUUACUCCUGUUUUGUGUAGAGCUGAGGAUAAGAUGGGAAGAGGGGUAGAAGUAGCGUUUCUUCCAUUUGGAACUCCUGCAGACACUGUCGUGGUACAACAAGAAUCACCACAAACUGUCACAUCAAGUGUUCUUUUAUUGACACAAUAAAUUAAGUGGUUUAUUAUCAAAACAUGUAGGCCUAUGGCUUUUUGUACAAAUGCGUCAUAUUAAAAAAAUACCAUUAAGAAAACCGCAUUAGUGGUUGAGUUUUUUUUCACUGUUGAAAACAUACAAACUAGUAAACGGUACAGGGUGUUCAAAAUACGUGCUGUGUACUACACAUGAAUAUUGUCUAUAUGAAUGAAAAUUGGUUUAUCCAUUCAAAGAUCUUGUAUCCUAUAAAAGUAAAGUUGAUGGUCCCUACAUUAUGAAUGGUACAUGUAUCCAUACAUUACAUUUGUAUGCAGUCCUAAAGGAUACUUAUCUAGUAAAGUGUAUUAUUGUACACCGAUCACAUCUAGGCCAGGUCUGUGCAGGCUGCGCUGCUCUAUUCUAAUCUUCACAAACGCUUAUUUAAAAAAACUGUAAAAUAUUGUGCUUUCUGGCUAUAGUUACACAUCCUCGGAGCAGGAUCACAACAUUACCACAGUACAGAGAACAAGGAGUGGGAAUAUCUGCUAAUUAGAAGGUAUUUCAAGCAACAAAACUGCCCUUGGGAGCAGGAGAAAAUAAAUACUGGUUACCUUGAAUUGAAAUCCUCUGUUCCUUUAAAAAUUUUAAAAAAAAAGAGUAACAGAGCCAUCAUGAUAAAGCCAUUGAAAUGCUGAGAAGCGUCAUAAGACAUACGGUUGCACACUCGACUGGUAAACUCUCAUGUCCGUUCAACUCUCAGGUUUUAUUCAGCGCCACUCGCCCGUCUCUACGAGCUGCACGUGGAAUCUGCCAAAGGUCUCCGGCUGUUGGUCCCAUCCGACAACCAUCAUACACCAAUAUAGCGGUAAUGCUUUCUUGUGUCUACACUGACCUCGUCUGUGAGGAGAAAGUGCGACAACAGACUUCUAGCAGAGGAACAACAAAUACCAAAUAAAAAAAAGGAAACAUGUCAAACCAUUUGUGCCCUUUCAUGCAAAAGAGAGUGUUAGUGGUUUAGCCAAAUCCCUGGUGCUCCAACAAGUCGGCUGAACAUCACAAACACUUGAUUGUGUCUCUGACAUUUAGUGCAAAAUAACUUCUAAAGAAUUACAAGAUGCAGUGAAAUUUUCUCCCUCAAACGAGUCAAAACCCGCAAACGGAAACGUCCCCCGAGCGGACGUUACUCUGAGGGUCCGCUCCGCUUUGCCCGCUUCUUCUACCUGUCGAUCCUUCUCGGACGGCAGUGCAACAAACUCCCCAAACAACACUUUCAAAUUAUUUAACGCACACUGACUUCAGAUGGACUUGCUCAAGAACAAUAUUUUUUCUUUUGGCAACUCCUGAAUGAAUCAUAGUCACAACAACGUGGCGCCCCCGGUGGUCGUGAGGUGCAACGGCGUGUCGUGGACGCGGGCGUAGUCCCCGUCGGUCUUGGCCAGUAGGAGGUGCUGUUCCCCCGGAUGCAGCAGCGUCUGUCGGGUGAAGCUCUCUCCGUCGGCCAGGCUCUCGGGUAAAGGCUGGCCCCGCGGCUCGGGCAGCAGCAGCAGGCAGAUGAUGCACAGCAGGGUGCAGCAGGCGAAGAUCACGUGGUGCAGGAAGUAGCCCUUCUGGUUGUGGAGAACCCUUUUUUUUGUGUCUGAAAUCUAGAUUACACCUGAUGCCAGAGGGUAGACACAAUAUCCACCUGAGGUACGCUGAUGAAUUCAACCAACUGGUGGAAAACUUUCUGGAACACACUUCAGAAAAUCCAAAAUAAUGCCUGAUUCUUUUGUGCACAAGGAUCAGAGAGAAUACAAUUAAUUGCGUUCAGACGCUUAGUUUAAAAAUGUCUAAACUUUACUCAAUUGUUAUAUACCCCUUUAAGAGAGAGAGAAGUUAUUUGUCAAGUAAAUUACUUGCUGCUCUCAUCAUGCAUCUUGAUAUUUGUUGUAAUUGUGGCUAAUAAAACCUUGAAAAACAAAGAUUAAUUCAAGGCUUAACUAUA